CCCCUCUUCUAUUGACAAGCUUUAAUUCACUAUAACGAGUUUGAGAUCUGAUCAUGCAUUUAAAGAGCCUGCCUUUCGAGCUGAUUUCACACUGAAAUCUCUUUUUCUGCUAUGAACUACAUGGCCAUUCCUGCCUCCUCCACUCUGUUCCUGUACUCUUACUUGAGUACCAAACUAGCAGCAUAACAGACACCUCAUGUUUCAUGUUUCAUCAUCCUUCAACUUCUCUCGUUAUAAAAUGAUCAGAAUAUCGUGUCUCGUGUUUCUUCUGCUCGUGUUCUUGUGUCCUUCGUUCCUGACAAAUACAGGCCAUCUGGUGGCUGCAAAAGGGAACGACUAUGUCAGAGACGCGUGCUCGGUGACUAGGUACCCAGACUUGUGUAUCCACUCGCUCGCAUCAUUUUCCAGCACGGCCAGAAGGAGCCCGAGCAGGUGGGCCCGAGCAGGAGUGUCGGUGACCAUAAGUGAGGUUAAGAAUGUUCAGUCUCGUCUCGCCAAGUUGAAGAGAUACCGUCGUCUGAGAGGAAGAAACAGAGAUGCUCUUUUAGAUUGCAUCGAGUCUUUCGCAGAUGCGCUUGAUGAGCUUCACAGAUCCCUUGGCGUGCUCAGGAGGCUGAGCAGGAGCACCUUUGGUAACCAGAUGGAUGAUCUCAAUACAUGGAUAAGUGCAGCUCUCACUGAUGAAGAUACUUGUCUUGAUGGGUUUGAAGGCCAAAAGGAGAGGCAAAUUAAAUUGCUGCAGGAUCAGGUUCUGAACGUCUCUUACAUAACCAGUAACGCUCUUGCUCUUGUCAACAAGCUCGCCACUACAGGUCUGGACAGCAUCAAUGAUCCAUACAAGUUCUGAGAGGGAAGACGUAGAUGUAUAAUAUUAGCUGGUGUAGUGAACUAUUAAUUUCAUUUCUUCGUACUCGUUGCUUUUAGGACGCUGUCCCUGUGAAGAAAUAACGAUAGCUGAGUCCUAUAUCCUAUGUCUCUGCAUAGUCUGUUUAGUGCUGCACUAUAGCUGUGGACUCCUCUUCCUUUCUGGUGUGAUCAUGUAAUUCUAAGAACCUGUCUUCCAAUUUUCUCUCA
Messenger RNA from Prosopis cineraria, 1074 nucleotides. Its product is annotated as pectinesterase inhibitor 6-like. NCBI's taxonomy places the organism in Eukaryota, Viridiplantae, Streptophyta, Magnoliopsida, Fabales, Fabaceae. The coding region runs from base 197 to 847 and encodes 216 amino acids. The record is from RefSeq and is a predicted model, not a curated record. Gene Ontology annotation, biological process: negative regulation of catalytic activity. Gene Ontology annotation, molecular function: enzyme inhibitor activity. The transcript has a single exon.